AUGCUGUUCACAGGCACCGUGCGCGUUCGCGUACUCGAGGCUCGUCACCUUCGCCCGACAGAGUGGUCGCGACGGUUCAGUCAGAAUGAGGCGGCUACGGCUGCAAUCGACUCGUAUGUGAACGUUGACUGGGAUGAAUAUCCGAUUGGAAAGACGCAAGUUCGGCCGAAGACUAACGAACCUCGUUGGAACGAAGAGUUCACAGCGUCGGGUGUACAUCAAGGAAAAGCAAUCGGAUUCUCGGUUUUUCAUAGUUGUGUUAUGCCACCUGAUGAUUUCGUUGCCAACACCCGAAUAGCAUUUGAUGAGUUGAAGAUUGGAAGUGCCAACGACAUUUGGAUAGAUCUGGAACCACAUGGACAAUUACACGUGGUUGUAGAAAUGCACGGAACAAAUGUUGAAGCUUCACCCACUAAAUUCGCAGCAAUCACAUUCUUUAACUUUAACUGA
Caenorhabditis remanei is the source of this 450-nucleotide messenger RNA. RefSeq lists its product as uncharacterized. Bases 1 to 450 code for a protein of 149 amino acids. NCBI's taxonomy places the organism in Eukaryota, Metazoa, Nematoda, Chromadorea, Rhabditida, Rhabditidae. The transcript is spliced from 4 exons. The record is from RefSeq and is a predicted model, not a curated record.